Acanthoscelides obtectus is the source of this 1217-nucleotide messenger RNA. The record is from the annotation of a GenBank genome assembly. Lineage: Eukaryota; Metazoa; Arthropoda; Insecta; Coleoptera; Chrysomelidae.
ACGCUGAUACUUAGUAAUGAACAAAGUCUACUUCAAUCAAUUUUUGAGCUGUCCCUUGUCAAAGUUCUCGUCAGCAUAAAAGCGAAAAUGAUCAAUAUCUGGGUCUAAGGGAGUGCCAGAUGGACUGAUAAAAUACGUCAGUGGUAAAUUUAGAUUAUAUCUAUUCAACAUCCUAAGGAUAGACCUAUUGUACACAAGGUGGCUUUUACGCCAUCGAGAUGAAAAAACUUGGUAAACACUCAUAAUAUUUUGUUGCCAUGCCAUAAACAGCAUUAUAAAUAACAUAAUAACACAAUAAAGUGAAUUGAGAAAUUAUCAGUGUAGGUUUUCCUGGCAGAUAAUUGAGCUCCACAGGAUGGAACAGGCGCAAUGACAAUAAACAUUUAAUUUGCAAAUUAGCACAUUUAUGCGUGUUAUUUAUAGUCGUCUGAAUCUAAAUUACGAAUGCUAUUUUGAUCCAUAUAACAAUAGGAUAGUGUACUCUGGUUCCCUUUGCACACAUAGUACCUUAUCUGGGAAACUUUCAGGUGAAACCAAUAGAUAUAAAUCUCCCAGCUAGUAACACAAACACGCUGGCUAUUAGGUAGUAUGCAAGUGAGCCAGGUUUCAGCGUCGCUGAACCGAAAACGAUUUAACCGCCUUAGAAAUUCUGUAGAUUCAUGGACAAAAUCGGUAGGAGAAAAGAAUCUGGACCGGCAAAGAUCAGCGGUGGUUCAAGCGUUGACGUUGGAGAGCAUGUGCAUGCCCUCCAAGGGCUCUACAAAAGCUGCUCUAAACAAAACCAAAAAGGACUGCGGCACCGACUGCGGGGAAGUUUAUAAACCAGUAUGUGCUGGAGACGGUUCUGGAAAAAAUAAUAAGAGCUUCGGCAACGAAUGUGUGCUCAACAAGUACAUCUGCGAGUCUGGCAACCAACUAAAAAUUGUCAGCCAAGGGGAAUGUCCAGGAGGUGGUGGCGUUCGCCUACAGUGAGCAGUUGAAUUGAUACUCACAUACUUUAUUCGGUCAGGUUAAAAUACGUGAUUGAUCUGACUGACCCUUUAUUAAUGAUGUUUAUAAAUAAACUAUGUAAUGAACCGUUGUUACAUACAGGAUGAGAAAUUAAAAUAGUUUCUAACAAAACAGUUCAUCUUGUUUUGCUUAUGAUUAGGUAGAUCAGGGCUGUCCAACUUAAUGUGGCCCAAGGGCCACUUAAAAAAAAAUGCAGUUUGGAGGGC